AUUGACGAGACGUCAAAAGAUGAGCGAACACCUGGUAGAUGCUACGGACGAUCGAGGACGGGCACACGUGCAGAGAAAAAGCAGGUGUUUGUACGUGGACGACGGACAUCCACAGAAGCUCUCCUCACACUGGAUGGCAUUGUUGCUGCAACUGUUGUCGAAGGCUCUAUGACCCAGGAGUUGUUCCUAGAAUGGCUUGAGAACAUUGUCGUGAGUCUCGUCAUGAAU
Suillus clintonianus is the source of this 228-nucleotide messenger RNA. RefSeq lists its product as uncharacterized. Lineage: Eukaryota; Fungi; Basidiomycota; Agaricomycetes; Boletales; Suillaceae. The transcript has a single exon. The annotation marks the transcript as partial. The record is from RefSeq and is a predicted model, not a curated record.